Jatropha curcas is the source of this 1551-nucleotide messenger RNA. RefSeq names its product plasmodesmata-located protein 2. Gene Ontology annotation, cellular component: plasmodesma. The record is from RefSeq and is a predicted model, not a curated record. Gene Ontology annotation, biological process: transport of virus in multicellular host; plasmodesmata-mediated intercellular transport. Lineage: Eukaryota; Viridiplantae; Streptophyta; Magnoliopsida; Malpighiales; Euphorbiaceae.
CAAAUAUUAAAAAAUUACAAGCUAAAGUAACUAUAUAAUUCAUCGUUUCAAUAAAAAUUACUUUUUUACUUCUCUCCAUUAUCGGUUGCCAAUUGGAUUUUGUUGUCUUCCUGUGGAGAUAGCAACAAAGAUGCCCUCUUCUUCUCAGGCUUCAUCUCUCUCAUACUCUGCACAACUACAGAGGGAAGCUAUCCAGAGAAAAAGUAAAAUCCCAAACACCACAAAACUAAUAAAAAAGAACUCUUCUUUUAGCAAAUCAAGGCUAACCAAACCAAACCCUUCAAGCUUUCUCCAGUUUUAACCAAAACCCAUAUCUCAAAUCCCUCAAAAGAACUUUCAGAACUGCCAUGAUUUGAUCUAUCAACACCAAUACCCAAAUGGGUUUUCCCUCAAAACCCUUUUCCCUUCUCCUCUGUCUCUCUCUCCUUCUCUUCACCAAUCUAGCUCAAUCUGCCACUGAUUAUGGCACUUUGGUGUAUAAGGGCUGUGCAAAACAGUCUUUUCAAGAUCCAAAUGGUGUAUACUCACAAGCCCUCUCUGCUCUCUUUGGUUCUUUAGUUUCUCAGUCAACUAAAGCCAAGUUCUUUAAAACCACCACUGGUACUGGCCAAACCACAAUAACUGGUCUUUUUCAAUGUAGAGGAGACCUCAGUAUUGGUGAAUGCUACAAGUGUGUCAGUGGACUGCCUGUGUUAACAGACAAACUGUGUGGCAAAACCAUAGCUGCAAGAGUCCAGCUUUAUGGGUGCUACAUUUUAUACGAGGUAGCGGGGUUUACUCAAAUUUCAGGUAUGGAAAUGUUGUAUAAGACUUGUGGAGCUUCAACUAUAGCAGGAAGUGGGUUUGAGGAGAGAAGGGAUACAGCCUUUUCUGUAUUGACAAAUGGUGUGGUUAGUGGCCAUGGAUAUUAUACUACUAGCUAUCAAUCUGUGUAUGUUUUGGGGCAAUGUGAAGGUGAUGUGGGGGAUUCAGAUUGUGGAGAGUGUGUGAAAAAUGCAGUGCAAAGAGCUCAGGUUGAAUGUGGGAAUGCUAUUUCAGGACAAAUUUAUUUGCACAAAUGCUUUAUUAGUUACAGCUAUUAUCCAAAUGGGGUCCCCAGGAGAUCAUCUUCAUCAUCUUCUUCUUCUUCUUCAUCAGGGACAGGGCAAAAUACAGGAAAGACAGUGGCCAUUAUAUUAGGAGGGGCAGUUGGAGUGGGGUUUGUGGUUAUUUGCUUGAUGUUUGCAAGAAGUUUGAUGAAGAAACAUGAUGAUUUUUAAGAGGAAGAGAUAAAGAUCUUUAAAGAGGCAAACAUCCCCUUUUUUUUUUCUUUUUUUUUGAGUUGGAUUCUUCCUACAUUUCCAUUUCUUUACAAAGUAAAAGUUCAAAGUUUUGGUGGAGAAAUAUAAAUAUGGGGUCUUUUGUUACAGUGUUGUGGUGGGAGAAUUCAUUGGGAAUGGAAGCAAAUUAGGAUAUGAAUUUUUUGUUCUUUUCUUUACAAAGGUGAGAAAGGAUGUUAAAAUUGUAUGGAUGAAAUGAAUGAAUUUUUAUCAUUGGAUGAAUUGCAUAGAA